This is a messenger RNA of Trichoplax adhaerens, 1953 nucleotides long. RefSeq lists its product as uncharacterized. The transcript has a single exon. The coding region runs from base 1 to 1953 and encodes 650 amino acids. Lineage: Eukaryota; Metazoa; Placozoa; Uniplacotomia; Trichoplacea; Trichoplacidae. The record is from RefSeq and is a predicted model, not a curated record.
AUGAACAGCUCAAGGAAUAAUAAUUCAGCGGACUUAGAGGAUGGUAUCGUAGCUUCUAGGGUAAAUUUGUAUCGGAAUAGACCCAAAAAGAAAAUAAACAAGACAUCGUGCCGUGGCAAGAAGCAUCAAAUAAUUAAGAAAUGUAACACGACGCCAAAGAUAAUAACAAGUAACGUUGAUAGUAAAUCACUAAGAUCGAAGACAGCUCCGGCUAAAGUUAAAAUCCAACCCAAAUCCUCAAUAAAGGUUAAUUCGAAGAUAGACAGCUAUAAUCUAAAUUGCAAUGUAAAUAGUAGCAAUGCUCAGAUUAGUCCACGAACAAGAACUCCUAAUAUUACAGCGAAAUCAACUAUCGACUGUUAUAAUCCUAAUCGAAUAUCGAUUAGCAAGGGAGUUAAGAUCAAUUUUGGCAAGAAGAUUAUUACUGGCGAUGUAAGCGUUCGAGUUGAUUGUCACAAAAUGGACUAUAGGCCACCUAGGACUGACAUUAAAUUGAGCCCUCGAAAGGAAAGAAUGGAUUUAAGUAAGGUGAAAAGCUUAGUAGACUGCCAUAAUAAAGUACCUCAAUCCACCCUUGAAUGUAAAGCAAAGAUUAGUAAAAUACGAACUAAAAUCAACCUGGAAAGUGUAUGUAGCAAGAUUGAUAAUUACAACGAUAAGAGUUUAACGUUAAGCUCAAGAAAAGCUAAAGUUAUCAGUAAUAAAUCAAGACCCAACGAAGUCCAAAGUAGUCGUAUUGACUGUCGAAAUAGCAGUUAUAAUCAUUCAGCUAGCAGUGUUCAAAUCUUGAAUGAACCAUCCGUAAAAGUCGAAGCUCAUUCCCGUCUUCCUAUGGAUUACGCUGUAACUAAAAAUCAUUCUAAAGAUCAUGUAACUAUAUUUCAAAAUUCUGUUGAUUUUAAUCCGGUUACUGCGAAGGUUGAUAGCUGUAACUAUAACUUUAACAAUUCAGCAAACAGUAAAGAGAAAGUGAUUGUUUAUCACCGUUCUAAUGAUAUUGAUAUAGAUGAUAUUGGUCCGGCGAUAGAUUGCCAUAACAGGUCAUUUGCUAAUUCUACUAAAGAAGAUACGAGUACUUUGGUCUAUGAUAGUCCAUUAGAUAUAAGUAAAGCGAAUACAAGUAAAAUUGAUCAUCACAAUAUUACAUAUCAUCCAAAGGAGAGCUAUGCUAAUAUUAAGCAAGACGCAAUUUGCUACCACGUCGAUGCAAUAGUUAGUUCGAUAAAUCAUUCGUAUCGUCACAAUGAAAAUAAUGACAUUAGUGUUGUCAGUAGUACUGCUAACUUUAACGAAAUUAAAAGUAAGAUAGAUCAUGAAAAUAAGAAUUUAAAUCAGGAUAAGAAAGAUUUGGCAAGGAUUAAAUCGAGUUUGAUAUCCUAUAAAGAUAUUCCGGCGAAAGUCAGCAAUAUUAAUCCAAGUUAUAUUUUAUCCUCUUCUAAUGUAAAUAUCUGUAAUUCCAAAGUUGAAUGUGAUCAAGUUGUACCUAAAAUCGAUUGCCAUUUAACACAAUAUCCUACUCGGUGUAAUAUUUCAUCCAUUAUUAGCGAUAAAUUAGAUUAUUCUAAUAUUCCAGGCAAAGUGGAUCACAGUAAUAUCAAGUGUCGAAAAACAAAAACGAGAGCUGAAAUUGUACAAGUGCAAGAGAAUCGACAAUAUUACACUAGACCAGAGAUGAAUAAACGUAGAUAUAACCGUCAUUACGAUAGUGUCAAGUAUACGUCUACAUCAGAUGUUGAUACUUUAACGAAAUAUCAUGAUCCAACGAAUGUUCAAUUUGUAAGCCGAGGCAAAAAAGCUAUUUCUUCAACAUAUCAGGCUAAUAUUUUGACUUGUCCAAAUGAUCAUUAUAGUAAUGUAAAGCCUAAGGUUGAUUGUUUUAAUUUUAUUAGUGAUAAUUAUCAUCGAAAGCAGUACGAUAGUGCGCGUUAUACAACGAUGGUUGAGGUACUUUAA